UUCGGUUGCUUUGGUCGUUUUGUUAAAAAUUGGUUCAACAUAAUUUUAAUUUUACUUGAUCAAUUUAAUUAUCUCAGGUUCACAACCGGUUAAUUGUUAGUCCUCUAUUCAAGUAUAAUUUUAGUAUCAUCGUUUAUUUCCGAGUGAAGUUGAUUCAUUAGAAAUUAGUAUGUUGAAAAGAACGCGUGCCCAGCGGAAAAUCUAUCCGAAUGUAACCAUUGAUCAGAUUCCGGAUAGUCUCAUUCUGGAAAUCUUUCGUCGUCUUCCGCAAUCUGCCAUCCUACCGGCCACGUUGGUUUGUCGCCGGUGGUGUACGUUGAUUAGUAGCAACUCGUUGCUGGACUCAUUCACGCUUACAAUUAAGCCCAACCCAAAUGAAGAUCUCUAUCGCGAGUAUCAAUACUAUCUGAGCCGAUCGGAACGAAAAUAUCGAAAGGCUGAAGUGGGGAUUCACGACCAACGUUCGCUUCUGGUGGCUGUGAUUGCUCUGCGCAGGUUCGGUCAGUAUUUGACCGAGCUGGAACUCACGCUUGAACAUUGCAAUUAUUCGACCUACUUCCAGCUACAUUUCGAACGGAUGAAAGAGCUCGAGAUGGGAAUGGAGGAGCUUGAUCGAAUGCUUUGGGCGCAAGAAGUAGACAGUUACGAUCGAUGCUUAAAGCCCAUUGCCCAGUUGGCGGAUGAUAUGGAGGAAAUGCCUGAAGCUAAUGAGAUAUUUCUUGAUUUUCGUCGAAUAGAGGAGGUUUUCUUGCCGUUCGUCUAUCGUAAUUGCUUCAGAUUGAAAAAGUUGCUUAUAAGCCAACCGGGAAGCUUGUGGUAUGAACGAACGAAUGUUCUUUUUUACGAAGGAGUUGAAAUGGAAAAUCUAAUGGAAUUAGAAGUCCAUGGAACGGAUGUUAUUAUCUUGGCAGACUGCCCAAAGCUCAGAAGUUUCUCUGUGCAUGGAAUAACGACUGGUAAACCCUUUUACUAUGGAUUGAGUAAUGCUUUUCCUAAACUGAGUCAGCUCGAAAUCAUCAACGAUUGUAUGUUCAAUGAUCAGUGUAUGUGUGUGAUCUCCGGACGCGCUAUGAAUCUUGAGCAGUUAACGCUGUCUUUCACAAACAACACAGUAAGUCAGCAGUCAUUGCGCUACCUACAACGACUGAAACAAUUGAGGAAGCUGUCAAUUAUGCUAAAGGGCCGUUACCAGCGUGCCGACUUUCUGUUUGAAAACUGGCCGCACCUUCCGAUUGAAAAGCUAUUCAUUGCUUUCGACGAGCUUCCACUGGAUUGUAUUCGAGAGAUUCUGCUGCGAAGCGACAAUUUGGUGGAAUUUGAGUUUUGGACAGAGAGACGCAUCGCGUACAGCACGUGGAACAAACUGCAGCAAAUUCGUCCGGGUUGUCAGUUGACAUACUACAGGCGGUAAAUAGCGGGUUCAAUCAGCAAUCGAAUAAUUGUGCCGUGUGUUGAUAGUCUAGCUUUAUGUUAUUUUACUACUCUUCGAUGGUGACUUUAUUUUGAUUUAGUAUUCUGUACUAAUCGAGGGAUUUUUGGUACUGUAGAAAUAUCGAUAGAAACGUGACGAGAAUGUCAGUAUUAGAACUUUUCUGGCAGCAUUUAUUUUAACUUCUACUCAAUCUAGAUAUAUAGAUUAUUCUAAAUGAAUGGUACAUUUUUUCCAAAA
Messenger RNA from Topomyia yanbarensis, 1669 nucleotides. RefSeq lists its product as uncharacterized. NCBI's taxonomy places the organism in Eukaryota, Metazoa, Arthropoda, Insecta, Diptera, Culicidae. The transcript is spliced from 3 exons. The coding region runs from base 170 to 1411 and encodes 413 amino acids. Gene Ontology annotation, molecular function: protein binding. The record is from RefSeq and is a predicted model, not a curated record.